Molecule: messenger RNA, 303 nt
Organism: Durusdinium trenchii
Lineage: Eukaryota; Dinophyceae; Suessiales; Symbiodiniaceae
Source: the annotation of a GenBank genome assembly
AUGUAUCGCCCCGUGCAUGAAAAGGGGAGGUCACCAGAGCGCUGCCCAGUUUGCUUGGCAUUGUCAGGUGGUUUGGACUGGGAGCAUGCCCAGGUGCAGUGGAAUGCAGUUGUCAUGGCAUCCGCGCAUCUCUUGAGCACUACCCACUUUGAACAAGGAUUUACUGGAUUACAGUGUCCAUGUGCCUUAGGCCAUGGCCCAGUUCGCUCAGUUGUGGCCACAGCCAUCGCAGCCGGCGCCCGUUUGUCUCCCGAGGCCUUCGCUAGGAUCUUUGUAGCUGUACAGGGAAGGGAAUUUGUCUAG